AUGCCAGUUAACUGUUUCCAGGGAUGUAAUAGGUCAGGAACGCUAGAGGUUUUCAAGCAAGUGCACAACAAUCUCCUGGACGAGGUGUGCAGCGACGCGCCCAACCAGUACAUGUGUGCUGACUGCAAGACUGUCGUCAACUGCGUGGACGGUAGGGCCUUCCCUCAGAAUUGUCACGAAGACUUCUGCAACUACAAAAGUAGCUUCUUCAGCAACGUAUGCUACACGGAACCACACAAGGAUUGCUCGUGCCCAGAAAACAACGUCUUCUAUAAAGACCCAAACAACCUUUCCACGUUCUUCAUCUGUGACGAUCUCGGAGAGAUGCACAUAUACAGAUGCCCUGAAGGCUACACGUUUGAUGAGCAUUCGGUCCAGUGUCUCAACCCUUCUGGUCUCCCCAGUUGUACGAAUCCUGGGACUUUCGGUUUCACCGAAGACUGCAACACAUACUACACCUGCAUUGUUACGACGAAAGGGUGGCUACAAUACGUGUUCCAAUGUCCGCCUGGCCAGUUCUACAACGAGCAGACGGAGAAAUGCGAAAACCCCUGCAACUGGAAGUUGUCAAAGUUUGAGUGUAAAGAGGAAGGGAGGUUCGGGGAUCCCACGGACUGUAGGCGAUUUUUCGUGUGUACCUGGGACACAGUAGCGAGCAGCUACCGCCAGGUGCUUCGUCAGUGCCCCGACGGGUUUGAGUGGCAGCAGGUAUUGAGGGACGGAUCUGGUCGCUGUACCACAAUGGUGACAGACCAAUGUACACCUGUAACCACUACCCAUUGCAUCAUCCCUGAGGGAAUCUGUGAGUCGUGAGUUCUUUACGCAGAUUACUGUGGAAGUGUAUGUUUACUGCUCCUAAGUGA
This is a messenger RNA of Cherax quadricarinatus, 863 nucleotides long. RefSeq lists its product as uncharacterized. Lineage: Eukaryota; Metazoa; Arthropoda; Malacostraca; Decapoda; Parastacidae. Gene Ontology annotation, cellular component: extracellular region. Gene Ontology annotation, molecular function: chitin binding. The record is from RefSeq and is a predicted model, not a curated record.